UGACAAUGUACCUUGUUACCCACCUGACGGAGGCCUUCGGUAAAAUCGUUCGGCUCCACUUCCCCGCAUUAAGUCACGCUUUCACAUCAUUUUCUCCAAGCCGAGCCGAACUUGAAGAUCGCUGCUAUUUUUCCCACCCAUACUUCCCCCUAUUACCGGACUUACAAGGUGUAUGGCUUCGGAAUGGCGCUGCACCACAUGUCUCGCGACGUUCAGCCGUCCCGAGCAUUUGAAGCGACACACGGCUGCACACUCUGACAGCCGGCCACACACUUGCGUUUUCUGCAAUAAUGGGUUCAACCGAAACACCAGAGACGUGCUCCGUCGCCAUGAGCGAACUUGCAAAUAUCGGGGGGAAUUCCCCGAUACAAGUGUCGAAACAGUACAAGAUGAAAGAGAUGUCAAACGCAAGCGAUGUUCUCAAAGUUCCGAGUCUACCCCGCAUACCAUUGGACAGGUCCAAUCGUCGGUGGACAAUCUCGCUUCGCUAGGGCACGGCUCUGUGGACUAUAGCUAUGGUGUGUUUGAUGAUCUGCUAGGUCUGCCUGGGAGUGCCUCGGUCAACAUGCCCUCACCUCUGGAUUUCUCAGCCUUGGACUUCCUCUUAUUCCCCCGCACCUCUUCAGAUACGUUUAUGACGGGGAAACUAGAAUAUAUGGCAUACUUUACAAGCGCGAGGGGAAUGUCUACAUUUACUGAUCGCCCAUCUUUCCUUCGGCGUCAGAAAAUGGCGGCCGAAGCUUACGAUGCAAAGCUUCUAUAUGAAAGGAAGAUCCCACAAUCAACUCAAUCACUUUUCGACCAGUAUGACUCUGGGUUACUCGCCACAGACGAUAUUGACGAGCUUACAUCGAAAUCGCGCGAGAUUGUUGACAAUAUUCGAUCGAUAUCCGCCAAUAAGGGAAAAGACGAUUCGAUCACCAUGGAAUGGUCACCGGCAGUAUCAGAAAGAUGUUCGAAAUUUUUCUCACCUCCGAACAUCCGUCGCUUUCUAGAAUACUUCUGGUCGCUGUGGUAUCCACACUGCCCGAUCGUUCAUAAGCCGCUCUUUGAUGCUUCCUCGGUUUCACCGUCCUUAUUAUGUGUCAUGCUGAUCAUUGGAGCCUGUUUAUCACCACAAGAAGACGAUGUGGAAGCUGCACGGGAAUGGAUGGAUAGUGCCGAGGAGCUUGUAUUCAGUCACAAAUGUCUCCGAGCUGAGGCAACUGCAGAUCAAGUCUCGAAGCUGUGCAUGAAGGAAAAGUUACAGUGCUUGCAGGCUUCGUAUCUGGUGUGCUCACUUCAGAAGCGAGAGGGAUCAGCUGAAGCUCAGGCAAGAAGCAGGCGUCAUCGACAUGCGUCGAUGGUGGCGUUCACAAGAAGUAUUGGACCAAAGACAGCCUCUCACCGUCACCUGGACUAUGAAAACAUGCCGGGUGGAUGGUGGAGGGAUUUUGUUGAAAAGGAAGAACUCAUCAGAACAAUGACGUAUAUAUUUCUGAUAGACGCCGCGCUCACAAUUCUGCACAACUCUCCUCCACGAAUGGUCGUUUCAGAAUUAAAAAUGGAUGUCGCGUGUCCAGAAUCAUGCUUCCAAGCCGAGUCCGCCGAAGAGUGUGGAAAAAACCUUCGCGCUUGGGCUGUUACUCGUUUCUGGAAGAAGCGGAUAUCCGUGGUUUCUGUUGCUAGGAGAGUUUGUCAAAGCAUGAUCGACGAUGACCUUGUUCAAGAAUACUCUCUCCUUGGGACUUUGAAUCUAUUCACGAUGGUUCAAGCAAUUCAUUCACUAAUGUUUCAUUUCAACAACGCCCUUGUUUUCGAGUCGACACUGGCACCCGUGCAAACAGGCCUUGAGAACUGGCGUCGCAUCUGGUGCGAGAGAGUCCCGGAAGAUAUCGGGUUGCCCGAUACGCCUGAGAAUUUAUGGAAGCAAGUUGGCUUUCUCCGUCAGGCAUCCGAGUUCUGGCAGCUGGCCAGAAUCAUGGUAGACGAGAUAAAAUCAACUACGAACGAGUGCGAGGAUGUGGAUGAAGAAGAAGUAGAAGAAGAAGCAGAGAGAAGCAAAGCUCUUUCUCGAUACGAUCAUACGGAUAUGGGUGAUGUGAAUGGGCUUAUUAUGCAGUAUCGAAGUAUGAAUCUUGGCGUGAGCUGAAAUUUCCUUAAUAUAGUGAAACCUCAUAUUAUUCAUGCUUCUAACUUCGCCCGUCUCUGAACCCGGACCUCGAAGUCGGAAGGUUUUACGAACCAGGUGUUCUGGGUGGUCCAGUUACUUCGGAGGGGGGUGAAUUCAAAUUCCCGAAGAAGACGAGGGAUCAACUUUGACAUCUCGAGGAUGGAGAUAUGCUUUCCUAUGCACGUUCUCGAGCCCAAUCCAAACUAAGGGAGUUAAGUCAGUCACUGGGCUUGGCACCACGGUGAGGGCAAUUGUGACUUACCGGCAUAUACAUCUGGUUCAUUUCUUUCAACUUGUCCGGCUCGCCUUCUGCUUCCAGCCACCUCUCGGGCCGGAAUUUCUUUGCGUUGGGGAAGACCCGCUCAUCGUAGUGUGCAACCCAGGUAUUGGCACCGACAAUGGUACCUCCAGGGAAAAACUGAUCACCAAUCUGAGCACCACCGGCUGGAACCACUCUCCACAUUGGCAGGCCAGUAGCACUAUGCAUUCGCAGUGCUUCCUUCAUGACGGCUUGGAAAUAAGGCAUAUCCUGACUUUCUUUGAAGAGCAUCCGGAUUCUGCAGCAGAUACCACAUAAUACUCGACAAGCUAAUUGCAGUCGUGUCCGAUCCGGCCGUCACGUUCGACUGACCCAUGAUGAAAAGAUGAUAUUUCGUGACUUUUUCUGGGUUCUGUUCGUGCGCUACCAUCAUUUUCUCCAAGAAGUCUUGCGUUUGCAAAGUCUCCGGUGCUUCGGGGUCAGGUUUCUUUGCUUCACGCUUUCGAAUCUUCUCUUCAACGAAUUGGCGAAUGUAGUUUCUUCCGCCCGCACCAGACGAUUUGAACUUGCUGAGUAGGCCGAACAGACGAGGGUGCCACUCGGGAUAGAUACCCACAAGGGUGCUAUAGAUCAUGACCUUGUGCACGGCUUCAAUAGCCCCGUCUACGUCCUCGCCUCGAUCGAGAAAUCCUGGAAGAAUGAGCGAUGGGGCUUUAGUUCUGGAAUCUUGUAUGCAACAUACCGAAACGCUCGCCAAACGUGAUAUUUCCAAUAACAUCGAAAGCGUAAC
This is a messenger RNA of Penicillium brasilianum, 3201 nucleotides long. The record is from the annotation of a GenBank genome assembly. NCBI's taxonomy places the organism in Eukaryota, Fungi, Ascomycota, Eurotiomycetes, Eurotiales, Aspergillaceae.